AUGCACAACAGAAGGAAAGAGAUCCUUGGUGAUGGUUACAUCAGAGAGCGUGCUAGGAGAGCUGUGGAGGCAGAAUUUGAGGAUAUUUUUGCAGGGGUUGAGGAUCAGCCUGCAGUACCCCAGCCUGAACCACCCAAACCCCAGCCUGAACCACCCCAGCCUGAACAAAACCAGCCAGAACAACCUGAUGAGGCUUUUGGGUAUAAUGCUGCCUAUGGUGAUGAGGAUGAUGGACAGAGUGGCAGUGGCAGUAGCAGCGGUAGUGGUGGCGAAUCCAGUGGAGAAGAUGGACAGAGUGCUAGUGAUGAAGAAGCUGAUGAGGCUGAAGACCCACUUACAGUGUCUCUCCGUCAGUGGGCUGUGCAGUUCAAGGUGCCCCUUGUUGCUGUAGAUUCACUUUUAACACUUCUUCAGCCUCAUCAUCCAACACUUCCAAAGUCUGCCAAGACACUUUUGAAAACACCAAGAGAAAGGCCCCUGUUCAAGCAGCUGCUGAAUGGAAAGUAUUGCCACAUUGGGUUAAAAAAAGGUCUCUUGUCUAGAACUUCUAAAGGCAUCAAACCUAAUACAGAGUCCAUUUCUCUAGACAUCUUUGUUGAUGCUUUCAAGAUAUAUGAUACAGGAAGUAACAAGUGCACUGCUAUCCUGGGCCGCAGCCUAGAUCUUAUUGACAAGAGACCAUUUGUUGUUGGAUUGUUUUAUGGUGCAGGCGAUCCAAAUCCAAUUGAAGACUUUCUAUCUGAUUACAUUACUGAAAUGCAUGUUUUACUAGCUGAUGGGAUUUCAGUACUAAAUCAGAACUUUCCUGUGCGUGUAAGACUCUAUGAAGCUGAUGCUCUGGGGCGAGCCUACUUAAAGGGCACAGCUAGCCACUCUUCUCGUGAUGGUUGUGAACGUUGCACUCAAGUGGGUCCACAUCAUGGCCACCAGUGUUACUCUACAGAAGUCUCUGAACCUCCUAGAACUGAUGUGUCCUUCCGUGAUCUACGAGAUCAACAACACCACAAUUAUGUCAGUCCUCUUACUCAGCUUCCUACUGGGUUCAUAUCACAAUUUCCUUUCUGUGCAAUGCACCUCUUAGAUUUAGGCAUUUGUCGCAGGUAUUUAUCUUUUAUCGUAGAAACGGGCCAGGGUCCCCUGAAUGCGCGGAUGACAGCAGCACAAAUGAAUCUCUUGAGUGACCUUCUGAACACCUGCUCAAAUUUUAUCCCUGUCGAAUUCACUCGAAAACCAUCUUUGAAAAGACUGAAGAGCUGGAGAGCUUCUGAACUAAAAAUGUUCAUGUUGUAUUUGGCCCCUGUUUUACUUUGUUUUGUGGAGAAAGAUGAAAUUUUUAAACUAUUCAUGCUGCUGCACACUUCUGUUUUCAUCAUGCACAGUGACAAUUUAAUCAGAUCCCAUCUUCAAGCUGCCAAAGAAAAUUUGCAACUAUUUGUACAGUAUAGUGCACAGCUUCUAGGACCUGGAUUUGUAGUUUACAAUGUGCAUUCGGCUUUGCAUCUACAUGAAGAUGUGGAAAGACAUGGGAAGUUAUCCUCUUUUUCAGGGUACCCUUUUGAAGACAUGCUUGGCCAGCUUAAGAGAGUUGUGAGGUCACCCAAUAGGCCCCUUGAGCAAGUGUUUCGCAGGUUAGCUGAGAAGGAGAAGACAGCAGAGCGACAGGAGAGAAGAAGAAUUAGUUUGCUCAGAGAGCACAGAAAUGGACCUGUACCCAUGAACGUUGACUUUAAUGCCCAGUUUUCACAGUAUAACCAUGAUCUGUAUACUUUAAAGAUAUCCAUACCUAAUAAUUGUGUAGGUCUUGCAGAUGGGAAGUAUGGGCUAGUGGUGAAUAUUUUAUCUUCAUUGGAUGAUAUACUCCUGGUAGUUAAAGUGUUCAGGAGAACAGCUGACAUCUAUGACUUUCCCAUGCCAUCCACCACCUUAGGAAGCUGUGUGGUAGGAGACCUUGAUGACCAUUUGCAAACAUACAAUAUUUCUGAUCUUGUCUUCAAAUGCUUCAUGCUUCCAAUGGAUGGGGAUACAUAUGCAGCUGUUCCCCUUGUCCAUAUGGUGUAGUUUUCGUUGGUGAGUAGCUAGAAUAACAAAUGUAAACACUCCUUGCAGUACAUUGGGAAUUUGUAGUUAAUACAGUAAGUCCAUCAUGUUACUACUGUUGUUUAGUUCAAGUGUAAAAUGAACUAGGACUAAUUUUAUUCUAUCCCACAGAAAAAUCAGAAGAUUGGGCUGUUGCACACUCUGGACAACGAUGGGCAGUUCAACACCCAGCCCAAUAAAAGGUUCAAACCUUUCCUUAACCGGAAUACUCCUCUCGCACCUGUACCAGAGGUACAGCCCAACGUCUCAGCUCCACAGUAAGUGUUCUAUUGAUCUACAAUUACCCCUUGGCAACUGUAUGUG
Messenger RNA from Frankliniella occidentalis (western flower thrips), 2400 nucleotides. RefSeq lists its product as uncharacterized. The record is from RefSeq and is a predicted model, not a curated record. The transcript has a single exon. NCBI's taxonomy places the organism in Eukaryota, Metazoa, Arthropoda, Insecta, Thysanoptera, Thripidae. The coding region runs from base 1 to 2058 and encodes 685 amino acids.